CACCAUGCGAUACCAUGCAACAUAGUGAAGAGAAGGCAGGAAGUGAAGAAACUGGGAAAUCAGAGCCUUGAUGGAAUGUUUCAGAAGAAGCAGAAGUCAAAGGAGUAUUCAAGAGAUAAUAUCUUGCAUGCGGUUGCCAAGUUUGUCGUCUGUGAUGAUCAGAGUCUUGCGGUGGCUGACAAACACUCAUUUAGAAAUUGCCUGGUGGCAAUGCGGCCAGGCACUUUGCCAGUGGACAUACCCUCAGCCCAUGAUGUGUCAUCUUAUAUUCACAACUCUUUCAUCAAUUUCAUUGGGGGGCUCAAGGCCAAAAUGCAGGUG
This is a messenger RNA of Suillus paluster, 321 nucleotides long. RefSeq lists its product as uncharacterized. The record is from RefSeq and is a predicted model, not a curated record. The transcript is spliced from 2 exons. NCBI's taxonomy places the organism in Eukaryota, Fungi, Basidiomycota, Agaricomycetes, Boletales, Suillaceae. The annotation marks the transcript as partial.